CGGCGCGCUCCCGUGACCAUGUCGCCAUUUUGAUUCGAAAAAAUAUGCCUGAGUUUUUCCUGCUUUGCGUGCUAAACUUAGCCCCGCGUUUGACUUACUUUGCGCGUGAGUACGAAUCACACCCUCUGGAUCUGUAACAACAGGAGUUGUUAUUAACGCCACGUGGCCAUUAAUGCUGGGGAACUGCUCAUUUGUGAGCCACAUUUGACUUACGUUAGCUAAGUUGAGCUAGCUAGCUAGCUAGCUAACUUCUCGCAGACUGACCCUUCUUCAAAACAAAUCACUACUCGCUCGUAUAGCAUCUUAGCUAGCACAGCAGAUAGCUGGUGACUUAACGCUGGUAGCUGACUGCUUGACGAAAAACUCAACUAACAAUCUUGAAUACACACGGGAGGCAUAGAAGCGGACUUUCAACCAAAGGUUAUGGUGAGCCUCUCUGCGUCUCAUCUCCUAAAGAGGCCUGCGUUUUAAGAGGAGACCCAUGCUGAUAAACGCCAGGCCUCGCCACGCUCUCUGUCGUCUGCACAAACACAAAUGCCUGCCCGCCCGCGGGGGAGGUCUGACUAAAGAUACCCACCUUUCAUCCACUGGGCUGUGCCCCCCGUCCCAGCGGCCGCCAUGUUCUGGAAGUUCGACCUGCACACCACGUCCCACAUCGACCAGCUGCUGGACAGAGAGGACGUGACGCUGCGCGAGCUGAUGGAGGAGGACGACGUCCUGCAGGAGUGCAAGGCCCAGAACCGCAGGCUGCUGCUCUUCCUCUCCCAGGACCACUGCAUGCAGGAGCUGGUCCGCCUCAUCACCACGGAGCCGCCCGCCGACCUGGAGGAGAGGAGCCGCUUCAAGUUUCCCAACAUUGCGUGCGAGCUCCUGACGUCAGACGUGUCCAUUAUUAACGACAAGCUGGGCGCGGACGACUCUCUGCUGGAGGUGCUCUACCACUUCCUGGAGCAGGACCCCCCCCUCAACCCGCUACUGGCCAGCUUCUUCAGCAAAACCAUCGGCAAUCUCAUUGCCAGGAAAACCGAACAGGUGAUCACCUUUCUAAAGAAAAAGGAAGGCUUCAUAGGCCUGGUGCUGAAACACAUCGACGCUUCUGCCAUGAUGGACCUGCUGCUUCGCCUUAUCAGUUGCGUAGAGCCUGCCCCCCUGAGGCAGGAGGUCCUCCAUUGGCUGAAUGAGGAGAAGUUGGUACAAAGACUCACAGAGCUCAUCCAUACCGGCAAAGAUGAGGAGAGACAAUCAAAUGCAUCCCAGACGCUCUGUGACAUCAUCCGCCUUAGUCGAGACCAGGCCAAUCAGAUGCAGGAGAACAUGGAGGCCGACCCUCUAUUGGCUGUACUGGAGUCGCAGGAGAGUGUAGCGGGACUCCUGAAGAACAUGUUUGACGGGGAGAGGAGUGAGGCCUCCAUUGUUAAUGGAACUCAAGUGCUACUUACCUUACUGGAGACCAGGAGGUCUGGGCUGGAGGGGCUGAUGGAUCUGUAUUCUCAGGGUUACGAAAGGUCUUACACUGUCAGCAGCAGUAUUUUAAAUGCCAUUGAGCCCCACAUAAAGGACUUCCAGCAGCUUCUCCUGGAUCCCCCCAAGAAAAGUGCAAUAUUGACGACCGUUGGCGUCCUGGAGCAGCCACUGGGGAACGCCCGCCUUCACGUGGCCCGGCUGGUGGCCGCCCUGCUGCAAACCAGCGCCCUCGGUAUCUGCCAGGAGCUCUGCAACCUCUCCACCAUGGACCUACUACUGGAUCUGUUCUUCAAAUACUCCUGGAAUAACUUUUUGCACUUCCAAGUGGAGCUGUGUGUGGCGGCCAUCCUGAACCAUCCUUCGGAGGAGCGGCCCGUCCCGGGCCUCCAGAACCACGAUGGUAAUCCCGCGGCGUCGGACCCCGAGCCGCAGGGGGAGGCGGCGGAGGCGGGCGGGCCCAGCGACCCACAGACCUCCGUCCACAACGCCCUAGUAGCGCAUCUUUUCCAGAAGUGUCAACUGGUCCAGAGGAUCCUCGAAGCCUGGGAGGAGAAUGAUAAAAUACAGGGUGAGGGCGGAACCAGGAGAGGCAACAUGGGUCAUCUGACCAGGAUCGCCAACAUGGUGGUCCAGAACCUGGAGAAAGGACCGGUACAGUCCCAGAUCACUGACCUCAUCAAAGAGCUGCCAGAAGACUGCCGAGGCCGCUGGGAGAGCUUCGUGGACGAGACCCUGCGAGAGACUAACCGGAGGAACACGGUGGAGCUGGUCAGCACCCACAACAUGCACUCGUCCAGUGAAGACGACGACAUGGAGAGCCCGUUCCCCAACGACCUGUCCCUCCAGCAGGCCUUCUCUGACUAUCAGAUCCAACAGAUGACGGCCAACUUCGUGGAUCAGUUCGGCUUCAACGACGAGGAGUUCAGCGAGCACGAUGAAAAUAUCAAUGCCACGUUUGACCGGAUUGCCGAAAUAAACUUCAAUCUAGAUGCUGAUGAUAAUAGUGCCAACGCGGCUGCGUUCGAAGCCUGCUGUAAAGAGAGGAUACGCCAGUUUGAUGAUGCUGAAGAGGAAGAGGACAUCUGGGAGGAGAAGGAGAUGAACUAUGCAACACAAGCUAAGUCCAGAACCAGGUUCGGGGUCUCCCAAACCUCCGAGAACAGCUCCAGGAGCAGCAUGGAGAACGGGGGCGGGGAGCGGGACCACGGCUCUGGAUCCGAUGAGGACGAGGACUCUGAGCAGAACGCGUCUGAGCCCAACACAUCAGAAACGGAUCCAGGCUGGACAGCUAAUUUCAGGGAGUCCGGAGAGACCGCGGCGUCCCAGACCCCGGCCCAGUGGGACAGCUCGUCCAGGAGCGGGACACAGACGCAGGGAGGUGGCUGGGCCACCUUCACUGAGUUCCAGCCCUUCUCCGGCACAGAGACCGAUCCCAGGUGCAGGUCUCCGGGGGACUCGGGCGGCGGCGACGUCGAUCUACAAGCCAAACAAAACCACGAGAAGAGUGACGUCGGCGCGUCCUCUGGUGCCUGGCCGGUGGGAGAGGGGGGGAAGGCCCCCCUCGUGGCCUCCGACGGCAGCUCCUCCGGGGGAUCCGACAGCGAGGACGACGACAAGAGAGCCGGCGCUCCUCCCCCCCCCGCCUCGGCCGCCGCCGCCGUCGUCUCGGAAACAGCCGCCGGCGCCCCCGGCAACAAGACAGCUGACCUCAAAAGGUUUGAAUCUCUUAGCGGGGAGCCCGGCAGUCGGUGGUCCGAUCCUCCUGGGUGGACCGGUCCACUCUCGUCUAUAUUAGACUCCUAA
Molecule: messenger RNA, 3267 nt
Organism: Etheostoma cragini (Arkansas darter)
Lineage: Eukaryota; Metazoa; Chordata; Actinopteri; Perciformes; Percidae
Gene: ppp6r2a
Product: protein phosphatase 6, regulatory subunit 2a
Exons: 22
Coding region: 619-3267 (882 amino acids)
Cellular component (GO): cytosol; nucleus
Molecular function (GO): protein phosphatase regulator activity; protein phosphatase binding
Source: RefSeq, a predicted model, not a curated record